Hipposideros armiger (great roundleaf bat) is the source of this 2758-nucleotide messenger RNA. It is a transcript of the gene ZNF239, whose product is annotated as zinc finger protein 239. The record is from RefSeq and is a predicted model, not a curated record. Lineage: Eukaryota; Metazoa; Chordata; Mammalia; Chiroptera; Hipposideridae.
UGCGUUUCCAGGUGUCGGAUUCGCUGGGGAGGUAUCUAUCCUAAGGAAUUAAUCAGUAACUCCAGCUGAAAAUGGUGAACAAAGGAGACUUGAAUGACAAUUCUGUGGAGAAGCUUCAGGAGAAAAGCAGGGAUUUGUUACGUGAAGAGCUUUCCUGCUUGCUAACUUGGGAAGAGUUGGCCAGUACAAUAACUGGGAGUCAGGAUUAUAUUGUGAAACUUCAAGGGGAAAUGUACAGGAACCCUGAACUAGAUCUUUCUCCUUGUCAAAAGUGGGAAGAAGCAUCUUCUCACAUUUCCAGAAACAAGAGCAGUGGGGUGACCCUUCAAAGUGAUGAUUUCAAAAACAUGGAAAGUGAAGAUUAUUUGUCAUUGAAAGUUCGGAGCCAUAUGACCACACAGGACUCCCCAGUGACAUUCUGUAAGAAUGAGCCCCAGGAUCCUCAGGAAAGCAAAAGUCUGCUUGUAACUGAAAAAACCACUGAAAGAAAAUUGAUAGGGGGGAAAAGUCCUCCCAUAGACCAUUGUUCAGAGAACCAUCAUAUUAAACUUAUGUCUGAUGUAACAGAACUGGUCUCACCGUUGUUCAGUGGUGGAGCAAUUUGCCAGAAUGGUCAAUCAAAAGAAUCCUUAGAUCCCUUUGACUGUAACCGCAAAGACAUUUAUGGUUGGGAAUCUCGGGUGGUCACCCAUCAGAGAGCUCAUAGGGAGGAGCGUGUCUGUAACCAUUAUGACUGUGGGAAAACACCUAACCCCAGCUCAGAUAGUCAUCCACGUGAGAAAAUCCACACUGCAGAGAAACACCAAUGCAGUCAGUGUGGUAAGGACUUCAGUGAGAGCUCAGAACUACUACUUCAUCAGAGAGACCACACAGAAGAAAAGCCCUACAAAUGUGAACAGUGUGGGAAGGGCUUCACAAGGAGUUCAAGUCUCCUCAUCCAUCGAGCAAUCCACACAGAUGAGAAACCUUAUAAGUGUGACAAGUGUGGGAAGGGCUUCACGAGGAGUUCAAGUCUGCUCAUUCAUCACGCAGUCCAUACGGGCGAGAAACCUUAUAAAUGUGACAAGUGUGGGAAGGGCUUUAGUCAGAGCUCCAAACUGCAUAUCCACCAGCGAGUGCACACUGGCGAGAAGCCCUACGAGUGUGGGGAGUGUGGAAUGAGCUUCAGUCAGCGCUCUAACCUGCACAUCCACCAGCGAGUCCACACAGGAGAGAGACCUUACAAGUGUGGAGAGUGCGGAAAGGGCUUCAGUCAGAGUUCAAACCUUCACAUUCACCGAUGCAUACACACGGGGGAGAAACCUUACCAGUGCUAUGAGUGUGGGAAGGGCUUCAGCCAGAGCUCAGAUCUCCGCAUCCAUCUCAGAGUUCAUACUGGAGAGAAGCCCUAUCACUGUGGCAAGUGUGGGAAGGGCUUCAGCCAGAGCUCCAAACUCCUCAUCCACCAGAGAGUGCACACUGGAGAGAAGCCUUAUGAGUGCAGCAAGUGUGGGAAAGGCUUCAGCCAGAGCUCCAACCUCCACAUUCAUCAACGAGUGCACAGGAAAGAUCCCCAUUAUGUCUGUAACCAUUAUGACUGUGGGAAAACACCUAACCCCAGCUCAGAUAGUCAUCCACGUGAGAAAAUCCACACUGCAGAGAAACACCAAUGCAGUCAGUGUGGUAAGGACUUCAGUGAGAGCUCAGAACUACUACUUCAUCAGAGAGACCACACAGAAGAAAAGCCCUACAAAUGUGAACAGUGUGGGAAGGGCUUCACAAGGAGUUCAAGUCUCCUCAUCCAUCGAGCAAUCCACACAGAUGAGAAACCUUAUAAGUGUGACAAGUGUGGGAAGGGCUUCACGAGGAGUUCAAGUCUGCUCAUUCAUCACGCAGUCCAUACGGGCGAGAAACCUUAUAAAUGUGACAAGUGUGGGAAGGGCUUUAGUCAGAGCUCCAAACUGCAUAUCCACCAGCGAGUGCACACUGGCGAGAAGCCCUACGAGUGUGGGGAGUGUGGAAUGAGCUUCAGUCAGCGCUCUAACCUGCACAUCCACCAGCGAGUCCACACAGGAGAGAGACCUUACAAGUGUGGAGAGUGCGGAAAGGGCUUCAGUCAGAGUUCAAACCUUCACAUUCACCGAUGCAUACACACGGGGGAGAAACCUUACCAGUGCUAUGAGUGUGGGAAGGGCUUCAGCCAGAGCUCAGAUCUCCGCAUCCAUCUCAGAGUUCAUACUGGAGAGAAGCCCUAUCACUGUGGCAAGUGUGGGAAGGGCUUCAGCCAGAGCUCCAAACUCCUCAUCCACCAGAGAGUGCACACUGGAGAGAAGCCUUAUGAGUGCAGCAAGUGUGGGAAAGGCUUCAGCCAGAGCUCCAACCUCCACAUUCAUCAACGAGUGCACAGGAAAGAUCCCCAUUAGCGAGGUCUUCAGUCACAUGCUUGUCCCCUAAAGACUUAAGUAUUUUUAACAUCACUCUUGAUAUUCAGUGCAGGGGAGAAAGAAGAGUUAUUCAGAUAGGCUCCCUCGCUGAAAACCAUGCAUUCACUUAAAGUAUUUGAAGUAACAAGAACUUUGUUAGACUAUACAAUGAAUUGAUUGUUCUAGUUCCUUAGUUGGGUAGAGUGAAAACAUCUGUACUUUGUAGUUCAGCCAGUGUUACAAUUACAUAGCCCACACAGCAUUUGUAACUGCAAGAACUUUAUAUUUAUCCAAGCAGAACAUGUUUCCCUUUGUUCACAAUCUCUAAGAAAUCUGAAUUCUGAUUUCUCUUCAAA